Molecule: messenger RNA, 1266 nt
Organism: Aplysia californica (California sea hare)
Lineage: Eukaryota; Metazoa; Mollusca; Gastropoda; Aplysiida; Aplysiidae
Product: melanopsin-like
Exons: 1
Coding region: 67-1020 (317 amino acids)
Biological process (GO): G protein-coupled receptor signaling pathway
Cellular component (GO): membrane
Molecular function (GO): G protein-coupled receptor activity
Source: RefSeq, a predicted model, not a curated record
UUUUAGACAGGCCACAUAUCUCUGCUGGACCCCAGGCAGUGAUCUAGACCAACCUGCACCAGAACCAUGGCGUCUGAUCCUGGACACGAACCCAGUUGCGCUCUUGGGUCCCGGCAAUCCAUGAUAAUUGUCAGCACCAUCUACAUCUGCUUGGGUGUCUUCAUCUUCUUCGAGAACAUCAUUACUAUCAUGGCGAUACGCAGGACGCCCAGCCUCCACACCAACCCUAACCUGUACAUGUUCUCUCUGGCAGUCAGUGACGUCCUUGUCGGCGCUACCGCCAUCUUUCUGGGAUCCUUCGUGAACCCAACGGUUCAGGACCGGGUCACCUCGACGUUUCCAUACUUAGCCAGUCUUGCGGUUACGUUUGGCAUGGUCAGCCUGUCUUUUGCACAUAUGGCCGUCAUUGCUGUUGAUCGAUACAUUUACAUCGGCAAGCCUUACCUGUAUGAAAGAUGCAUAACACGGCGUGUGAUUUUUUUUCAAAUUCUUUGUCUCUGGGUAUCAGGGGCCGUGUAUACUAUAGCGCCGAUGAUAGUAUACAGGGAAGUUAACGUUGGCUUCUGCAUUCUGAUUGACCUGCCUCCGGAGUAUACUCUUUACGCAAUAGGGAUUGCCUACUUCAUUUUGUUAGUUGUUGUGUUGAUAGCCUAUUACAAGAUAGCACGCGUGGUUCUGCAGCACCGGCGUUCUAUUGCAAACCAGACAAUAUCCCUGGACAGAACUGGGGAAGAUUUGAGAAACAGAAAGCGCCAAACAUCUGCCUUAAAAAGUGUUAGGUUCUUCGCUGUCGUGUUCGGUUUCUUUUUCGGAUUCACUUUACCAACAGUGUUCUGCAUGUAUAUUGAAAGUGUGGUAGAUCUCCCGUAUGAACUGUACGCUUUCUUGAUCUUUAUCGCUCCUGCCAAUUCCUCGAUGAAUACUCUUGUGUUUGCUUUGAUGAACAAAGAAUUUCGGAAGGCCGUGAAAAAGAUUUUUGUGGACCUACGAUGUUUGAAAGUGUACGAAUCUAGCUUUUAACAUGAACUCUGAAACUGAAAACAUCUGAACCGCUGUUUAAAACGUUUAGAUGCCCCAUCCAUAUAUUAUUAUGUAAUAUCGAACCCUAUAAUAUAACCGUUACACCCUGUCUCAGCUCUUACAAAUAUAGAUCUACAAUGUAUUUGAAAAAUGAAAAACAUGUUCUGUUAAUAACUUUUAAGAGACUACCUAUUUAUUCAAAGUUUUGACACCGAACAUGUUGUACAUAUCUUUUGAUACUUAAAA